AUUUUUUCACCCCACACAGCAGACAACCCUCCUUCGGUUCGAUUUGGCAGCCAGCGCCGAUCGCGAGAAGACGACAGUGUCCAAGUUUGUUCCCGUCCACUCGCCAGCAGCAGCAGCAGCAGCAGUUGUGUGACCAUCUCGUCGGUGGAUUUCACGGGUCACGCGGCCGCAAAAGUUAGCACUUCUUUUUUUCCCCCGAGGGCACAACCCCCAGCGCGGAAUAAUUCCAGGAGGAAUCUAGUUUGAAGGAGGAGGAACACGAUAAUCGACGCCAAGAUGUCCCUUAACCGUGCUCAGGCCACCAAGGAGCAUGUCCUGGCCGUGUCCAGAGACUUCAUCUCCCAGCCGCGACUGACCUACAAGACCGUGUCCGGUGUGAACGGUCCGCUGGUCAUCCUGGACGAGGUCAAGUUCCCCAAGUUUGCCGAGAUUGUGCAGCUGCGGCUGGCCGACGGUACGAUCCGCUCCGGCCAGGUGCUCGAGGUGAGCGGCUCCAAGGCCGUCGUCCAGGUGUUCGAGGGCACCUCCGGUAUCGACGCCAAGAACACGGUGUGCGAGUUCACCGGCGACAUUCUGCGCACGCCCGUCUCCGAGGACAUGCUGGGCCGUGUGUUCAACGGUUCCGGUAAGCCCAUCGACAAGGGACCGCCGAUUCUGGCCGAGGACUUUUUGGAUAUUCAGGGUCAACCCAUCAACCCGUGGUCCCGUAUCUACCCGGAGGAAAUGAUCCAGACCGGUAUCUCGGCUAUCGACGUGAUGAACUCGAUUGCCCGUGGACAGAAGAUUCCGAUCUUCUCGGCUGCUGGUUUGCCGCACAAUGAAAUUGCCGCUCAAAUUUGUCGUCAGGCCGGUCUGGUCAAGCACACCGGAAAGUCUGUGCUGGACGAUCAUGAGGAGAACUUUGCCAUCGUGUUCGCCGCUAUGGGUGUCAACAUGGAGACGGCUCGUUUCUUCAAACAGGACUUUGAGGAGAACGGCUCCAUGGAGAACGUGUGCUUGUUCUUGAACUUGGCCAACGAUCCGACCAUCGAGCGUAUCAUUACGCCGCGUUUGGCGUUGACUGCUGCCGAGUUCUUGGCUUACCAGUGCGAGAAGCACGUGCUGGUCAUCUUGACCGACAUGUCCUCGUACGCUGAGGCCCUGCGUGAGGUGUCUGCUGCCCGUGAGGAGGUGCCCGGACGUCGUGGUUUCCCCGGUUACAUGUACACCGAUUUGGCCACUAUCUACGAGCGUGCCGGACGUGUUGAGGGUCGUAACGGAUCGAUUACGCAGAUUCCGAUCUUGACUAUGCCUAACGACGAUAUUACCCAUCCGAUUCCCGAUUUGACCGGAUACAUUACGGAGGGUCAGAUCUACGUCGACCGUCAGCUGCACAACAGACAGAUCUACCCGCCGGUCAACGUGCUGCCGUCGCUGUCCCGUUUGAUGAAGUCCGCCAUCGGUGAGGGCAUGACGCGCAAGGAUCACUCGGACGUGUCCAACCAGCUGUACGCUUGCUACGCCAUCGGUAAGGACGUGCAGGCCAUGAAGGCCGUCGUCGGUGAGGAGGCCCUCACGCCGGACGAUCUGCUGUACCUGGAGUUCCUGUCCAAGUUCGAGAAGAACUUCAUCUCCCAAGGUAACUACGAGAAUCGUACCGUGUUCGAGUCGCUGGACAUUGGCUGGCAGCUGCUGCGUAUCUUCCCCAAGGAAAUGCUCAAGCGUAUCCCGGCCUCGAUCCUUGCCGAAUUCUACCCGCGAGACUCGCGCCAUUAAGCUGCCGCUCUCCUCCCUCCCCCACGUCAAGUACUGCUUCACCCUACUUCUUCCCACCCCUUCCCCUUCUGUUUUCUUUUUCAAAGUAAUUGUUGUAUUCUCCUUGUUCGAUUUUGUUUUUUUGUUAUUCAAGUUUAUAUUUUUUGCCAUAUUUCAUGUGAACGAUGAUCAUGAGCCGAGAAAGUAUUGUUAUUUAAUGUAGACGGUGAAACAUCUUUCCACUUUUUGCCCCGCCCUCCCCUAAGAUCCAAAAUGUUGUCAACAUCUUAUCGAAGCAAAAAUAGUGCGUAUCGAAAAAAAAAUAGCCAGCGCGUUUGAUUCAACUUAUCGGACUUAAAUCGAGUAACAAACAAAUUAUAAGUGUGUGUGUCUCAAAUCAAGCAAAAUGUCAUUUCGCAAUUUCCCACUUUGCGUGCGUGUGUGUAAAAAGCAAACAAACAAUUCAACGCUGUGCAAAAAUGAAGCAUUCCUUUUUAAAAACUACGAACCCAGCACGUGUUUUACCCUCGACGCAACAAACAACAAAAAAACGGCCCAAAAUUAAAAGUGCACCCGCCGAUCGCGCGACUUUCCCUCGGGCAAUUUUCCCCGCGCAAAGAUCUCGCCCUGCCCUCCCACUUUGAAAAGCCCGCGCCAACCGAUCGCGUGUGUGAAAAAGAAUCGACUGCCAAAUCCCCGACUCGAAACACACAAAAAAAAAAUCGCAACCAACGCAAUCAACCAACAAGGAACAACCAAUAAUAGCACGAAAUGUCAUCUUGAAAGUGCAACCGGAACGAAAGAAGAGAAGCGAGCGAGCGGGGGUUUGAAAUUGAUUCCAGCGGGGAAACCUUUUCAGCAUCAGGAUUCUCCGCGGUCAACAUUUUCCGGUGGCGCACGCCGGCUCGGAACGAGAUCCCAGUCCAAAAGCAAAAGAGUCGGUGGGGGUUGGUGUGGCGUGGCUUUGGAAAGGUGAAGGUCAUUGGCGGGUUUUGGCGGGCAAGAUUGCGGUCCGAUCUUGGAAAGCCGCUUUCGGUGCGUGGUUCUUCUCUAUUGAUAUUUCUGUGUAAGAACCUUUAAAAUAAUCAACAGUUAAACAAUUAUUUUCUAAUCAUGCUUUGUGCUCUUGUGUGCUAAGGAAGUAGCGAAAUAAGCGAGGAAAAAGGUUCAACUAAGCGUAAGAACAAAUCUUAGUUUCGGUUUCUUUGUUUACUUUCGUGCUAAAAAAAAACAAUCAUUUUCUGCAAAUUAUUAAUUUUUUCUUUCCUUUUUUUUGCAAACACAAUUGUUAAUAUAUUUUUAAUCGCUAGUACGUAAGACCCCAAGCGUUUCCUUUUUUGCAUGUUCUUAUUCGUCGUCGUGUUAAAUGGUGAGAAAGCCCUCUCGAAAGGGGGCAGUUUGGUCACUUGGCAAGUGGCCACUAGCCUCCCGUGUCCAGCGGGCAUCUGUUUCCUGCAAAGUUGCCCCAACAUCCAAGUCUCGUUCAACCGCGCGCGAAUCCCCUAUGAUUAUCACCACGAGAGAAAAAGAGGUUGUUUCAGCUGGUUCGUUGACGAAUGGGAGAAACCGCCAUCUGCUUUCCCACGUGACGAACUUCUCGUUUUACCAUCCCGGAGCUGGAGUUCAACCCAAUAGCGACGGUUCGAAACUUUCAACUCGCAAGGAGUUAGAUCUACCCUGAAAAUUGGACUCGAGCGGUUCUGUGGACACUUUCAAGGCGAUUCUUUCACACCUCCGGCAGAGAAGGCUUUCUGAACAAUAAUUAGUUUGUAAGGCCUCUAAAUCUUAGUGAAAAAAAGAAGUAAAUCACACAUAACCGUAGCGUUACGCGCGACGUCACAAACGCUACUGUAGCUGAGAGUUUGAGUAAGCACUUCUUAGAACAAAUUUCAAGCCCCCUUAAAAGAAAAAUUAUUCAAGCAGAACUCUUAACACAAAGACACACGAGAGAGAGAGUGUAGAACCGAUUUGAAGAGAUAUUUGAAAAUAGAAGAAAUCUUAUUGUAACUGUGCAGACAAAAAAAAAACAAAUGAUUAUAUUACGAUACUAUUAGCUGUUGAUGAAGAGUAACAUUAUUCACUGUAUACACACUAAAAAUGGCGAGAAAGAAAAACAAACAAAAAAAUCAAUAAAAAGCGGACAAAAAACUUAA
Culex pipiens pallens (northern house mosquito) is the source of this 3887-nucleotide messenger RNA. RefSeq names its product V-type proton ATPase subunit B. The record is from RefSeq and is a predicted model, not a curated record. Gene Ontology annotation, molecular function: proton-transporting ATPase activity, rotational mechanism; ATP binding. Gene Ontology annotation, biological process: ATP metabolic process; proton transmembrane transport. NCBI's taxonomy places the organism in Eukaryota, Metazoa, Arthropoda, Insecta, Diptera, Culicidae. Bases 277 to 1755 code for a protein of 492 amino acids. The transcript has 3 exons. Gene Ontology annotation, cellular component: proton-transporting V-type ATPase, V1 domain.